Messenger RNA from Anneissia japonica, 883 nucleotides. RefSeq lists its product as uncharacterized. NCBI's taxonomy places the organism in Eukaryota, Metazoa, Echinodermata, Crinoidea, Comatulida, Comatulidae. The transcript is spliced from 5 exons. The record is from RefSeq and is a predicted model, not a curated record. The coding region runs from base 6 to 845 and encodes 279 amino acids.
CAGUGAUGGUAAACUAUUGGCGUAAAUUAAAUGAAGGAGGAAUUCUGGAAGAACCGUUAGCACGCUAUUUGUGGAGAAAUGAACUUAAAAGCAGUGAAGAUGAUGACGACGUCGUUUUCAAAGACUUCAUUGAACUUAUGAAGGCGUUUGGACUUCUCUUUGAAAAGAUCAAGAAAGCAGCAUCAGAAGAUGACCCUCGAGUAUUUGUCGUUCCAUCUCGAAUGAAGUCCAAAGAUGAUGAUAGAUUGGAAGUUAAGGAAGAUGAGAAGCAGACAGUAUCCAUCUAUGUGACGCCUAAAGACUUUCUUCCCGACGCCGUCUACGAUAUCUUGGUCGUCAGAUUUGUGAGUUUGAGUCAAGAGAAUGGUUAUUGUGAUGACCCAAAGUUGUUUCAGAAUCAGGCUAAAAUUCUAUUCGAUGAUAAGCAUUACCUAAGACUAGGUCGAAUAUCAAUUGAUAAUAAACGUUCUUUGAAGCUUGAAAUAUCACGGAUGAAAGAGAGAGGCGCAGACGGCACAAACAAGUCAGCUUGCAAGCCGCAUCCUGAUGUCUGUAAAGAGGUUUUGCAGGUUUUAAAGCAACACCUAGGUGAAGUAUAUCCAUCUAAGAGAGUUGUCGAUUAUGCUCUGAAAAUCCUUUGCUUAGUCUGUUCAAACACUGAGGAACCACACUUUCAAGAACUUGAGUACUGCUUAAAGAACGAGAAUAUGACUUGUGACAAAACUGGUGAACUUAUAACGAUGCCGGCAGCUAAUGUACAGAAGCUAUUUGCAGCUGGUAUUCUACAUAAAUCCUCAGUUACGGAUACGGCUCAUCAAUCCUCGGCUAUGAAUAAAGGUUGGUAGAUACACUUAUACUGUAAAACGUAUAAAGCAGGUGGACG